AGGAGAGUGUCAAAUACCAGAGGCACAACAUGUGGGAGAUAUACGUAGGUGAAAAUGAUCAGUAUUUUCAUUUCUGUUUUCUUUACAAUUCUCCUCUUGAAAACAAAGUAUGUCUGGAGUAAAUAUGAAGAAGGAAUCCUCAUCACAUCAGAGAAAUGGGCUUUUGUCUCAAGAUUUUGCUUCCUUUCUGACAAAGGGGUUUUUCAGUAUACCAUAGAAUAUGAUAAGGAAUAUGCAGUGCAAAAUCUUUUACUCUAUUAUGAUACACCUGACCAGUGGCCGUCAGUAUACAGGCAAGACAAGGAGCAGACAUGUGAGGAGCGGGAGUCUUAUCUGAAUGUGAGCCUCAAUCAAGUGGUGAAUCUAACAGAAAAAUAUACCAACUCAGGAUGCAGGCUGCGCACUCUUUCUGACCGAAAGAAAAUCUAUGUAUGUCAGAAGAAAAAUCUUUUUAUCAGUUCGCGACCACGGUGGUGGUUCCUGGCCAUCAGUAACUGCAAAUCAGUGAAGAUGCAGUGGCCAUUGGUGACUAGGCUGUAUGGAUGGGACUUCAUGGUGUGGAAUGAAUGGCAGCUGUCAAAGUGGAGGUAUUUCUGGUGGAUGGGCCUAAACCUGAAGUACAAAUUUUUGAUGACAAAUGGGCCUGAUGGAGAUUUCUGGCAUAUGCAUUUUUCCGCAGAUGAAUUUUAUGUAAUGCCCCAGCUCAUUGGAUACUUCUGCAUCUAUAUCAUGCUUGUGGUUGCCGUAACUGUAUGUUCAGUGCGACUGAAAUCCCGAAAAUUGUACCAUUCUACGUACAAACUGUUUUAUGCAUCAGUGGUCCUCCAAUUGUUUGGGAUAACAUUCCUAAUGUGUGCAUAUGCGCAAUAUGGUUUACAUGGUAUAAACUGUCCAGGAAUGAAAACCAUAGGUCAGAUGCUGGAGAUAGCUAGUGAAGUGGUGUUCCUCCUCCUCCUUCUACUCAUUGCGAAAGGGUUCACAAUCACUCGUGCAAGACUGAGACUCCCUGGAGCUGUAAAACUGACAAUCUUCAUGAGUGUUUAUGUUGUUGCCUCAAUUGUGCUUUUUGUUUACAAAUUACUGUUCUUCGAUCCAGGAAAAGUCUUGUACUUGUACGAAUCCCCUGCAGGGUAUGGACUCAUCAUGUUACGCAUUUGUGCUUGGGGAAUGUUUGUCUACUCCAUUGUUUUCACAGUCAAAUAUAAUCCUGCAAAAGUUACAUUCUAUUAUCCACUUAAUAUGAUUGGAACUUUGUGGUUUGUCUCUGGCCCUGUAUUCAUUCUGGCAGCAAACAGUCUCAUCGAUAAAUGGGUACGAGAGAGUAUUGUCUGCGGUGUUCUACACUUUGUUGCCCUCUUAGGACACGUUCUCUUCUUGAUUACUACCCUACCAUCACACGCCAACAAGAUGUUCCCAUACCAUGUGCGGACAACUCAAGUUGGAGUAAUGUCAGUGAUGCGAGCGGAGGAUCUGCCAUUUGUACCACAUGCUUAUGCACCUUCAGCUCCUCCACUGGCUCCUCCACUGCCAGCACCACAGCCACCACUGCCACAACAUAACAGGCCCCCUGGGCAAGUGGGCGAGUGGAGAGCUUCCAAUGUUCCUGUUGAGCUGUUCUGUGUCAGCAGAAAUGUAGAGGUUCCUCAAAGGCCACUGGAACCUUCCAAAGAUGUAACUCACAUUCCUCUCCACGAUUCCUACGACUCAUCACCAGAACACAAUUACAGAAGAGUACCUGAUGUAUUCCAAAUAAACACUCAAAGGGACCAGGUAAACACUUAAAAGUUCUGUAUGAAAAAUGUGUAAAAUUCCUGCAAUUGAGGAACAAACAUCUCAAGAGAAAAUUAUAUGUAUAC
This is a messenger RNA of Schistocerca serialis cubense, 1856 nucleotides long. RefSeq names its product transmembrane protein 145-like. Bases 55 to 1782 code for a protein of 575 amino acids. NCBI's taxonomy places the organism in Eukaryota, Metazoa, Arthropoda, Insecta, Orthoptera, Acrididae. The transcript has 13 exons. The record is from RefSeq and is a predicted model, not a curated record. Gene Ontology annotation, biological process: G protein-coupled receptor signaling pathway; response to pheromone.